GCGGGGCUCAGCUCGGCGGGGCUGGGCUGGGCUCGGCGCGGCUCUGCGCGGUGCGGCUGCAGCGGCGGCGGCGGUCCCCCAGCUCCGCGGCCGCUCCGCGCUCCCCCUCCCUUCCCCUUCGCCUCCAUGGCCACCAAAAUCGACAAGGAGGCGUGCAGGGAGGCGUACAACCUCGUCAGGGACGAUGCCACCGAGGUGAACUGGGUGACGUUUAAGUACAACGGCUCUACAAUCGUCCCUGGAGACCAAGGGGUAGACUAUGAGACCUUUAAAAGGAAGUGCACAGAUGAUGUCCGAUUGUUUGGCUUUGUCCGAUUCACCACCGGCGAUGCCAUGAGCAAGCGAGUCAAGUUUGCCCUCAUCACCUGGAUUGGAGAGGAUGUCAGUGGCCUGCAGAGAGCCAAAACUGGGACUGACAAGACUCUGGUCAAAGAAGUAGUACAGAACUUUGCCAAAGAAUUUGUGAUCAGUGACCACAAAGAGCUGGAUGAGGAUUACAUCAAGAAUGAGCUGAAGAAAGCAGGGGGGGCUAAUUAUGAUGCACAGACUGAGUAAACACGUGAACCUCCUGGCACCAUCACCUGGAUCUCAAAAGGGAGGGGAAAGGCACAACAAACUAACACAACUGAGAGAUGAGGCAACUGAAAUCCCCAGCUUUCUGUGGCUGCACCUAAGAACUCCCUUUUUUGCAUACAGUGGACUUUUAUUUUCCAUUCCGUCUCGUUAAACAUCCCUCUCUGGGGUUCUGUUUUUCUUUUUUUCGCACUUUUUUUACUCAUAACUCUGUCCAUGUUCUUGCAUCUGUGGAAUUUAGGUUCUGCUUUGGUCCUAUUCAGCACUGUGUUUGUAGAGGCUUGCCACUGUGUCCUUCUUCAUGUCUGUGGGUUUUAAUUGGGCUCAACCUGGUCUCUGAGGGAAGAAAGUUUUGGGGGAGUUCUGAACAUCAGUGAUUUUAAUUUUUAAAAAAAUUUGUUCUGACUGAUAUUCUUGGGAAUAAUAUUUUUUUUUGCUGUUCUAGGCUCAGAUCAGCUUGAGUUGACUUCCCUCAAACUUUGAUUAAAUCAUCUAAGCUUGAAUGUCCAGCUGAGACAUCUAACAGCUUAAACAACAAAGUGAACAAACAUACAAAUUCUUUGACUCCUAAUAAUGGGAAUAAAUUUGCCUUAAACACUGCUUGACAGUUGCUAUGCUAUGUGCUGCAUCUCUAUCCCUCCCUCUUAAAAAUAAGAUCCACCAUGAUCCGAAAGUGAGGGGUUUGUUGCUUUUUUUUGGAGGUAUCAUGGCACAGUAAACUGAGGGGCUUAGAAAUGUCUGGACACUUGGUCACUAUUUUGUGUACGUUGGUCUCUGGGUUUGUAUUUGACUUUCCUAAUGCUGGGGCUCAGGAGGUGAAACUGGAAUACAUAGAUUUCCUUUUUUAAAUGAUGUCUGCAAAAAUAGCAGCAGCUGAAUCCUUCUCUGCCCAUGUCCCCCCUGGUUAUUUUACAGUUUAACACAACAUCCUCGGUUAUUUGGGGCCUUUGGCAGUGAACCAUCCUGCAGCUGGGACCAAAGGAUGGAGCAGGGCAGCUCCAUCCCAGUCAGGAUGAAACAUUCAACAUCAGAGGCCCAGAGAGAACCUGGGCACAGUCUGGUACCAAACUGUUUGUUUGGGGGCUUCUUUGUAUGGCUUUUUUUCUUUUUUCUUCCAUCAAAGGUGACUGUCCCCAGAAUUAUGUGUUGGGAGAAACUGUGGGGCUUGGGAGUCAGUGCUUAUAAACCCAUUCCAGAAAUAAAUGUUUUUCAAGAACA
This is a messenger RNA of Myiozetetes cayanensis, 1791 nucleotides long. It is a transcript of the gene COTL1, whose product is annotated as coactosin like F-actin binding protein 1. NCBI's taxonomy places the organism in Eukaryota, Metazoa, Chordata, Aves, Passeriformes, Tyrannidae. Gene Ontology annotation, molecular function: actin filament binding. Gene Ontology annotation, biological process: regulation of actin filament polymerization. The transcript is spliced from 4 exons. The coding region runs from base 127 to 555 and encodes 142 amino acids. Gene Ontology annotation, cellular component: actin filament; cortical actin cytoskeleton; site of polarized growth. The record is from RefSeq and is a predicted model, not a curated record.